Dreissena polymorpha is the source of this 1032-nucleotide messenger RNA. RefSeq lists its product as uncharacterized. NCBI's taxonomy places the organism in Eukaryota, Metazoa, Mollusca, Bivalvia, Myida, Dreissenidae. The transcript has 7 exons. Gene Ontology annotation, molecular function: protein binding. The coding region runs from base 1 to 1032 and encodes 343 amino acids. The record is from RefSeq and is a predicted model, not a curated record.
AUGACGGUGGGUGAUCUUUUGCAAGUGACCGAAUACGAGUUUAGAGUGUAUGCCUUCAACGUGUAUGGCCAGAGCGAGUACUCGGCUGUGGUGCGUGUCGCAACUACCCUACAUGUUGCCAUGGUCGUUGGGAGUGCAAUAGGCGGCACUGCAGUCCUUGUUCUGAUCGUCCUGGUUGUGUUCUUUGUGUGCUUGAAGAAGAAGAAGAAGCGCGGACAAGCAAAGAGUCACGUGUAUGCCGAGGGUUCUACAGCAACUGAAAACACCUUCCUGAAUACUUACACGACUGAAUUUUCACCUCUAAAAGUCUAUGAUGACGAGUCCUAUGCCAACUCAGUUGGAAAAGCCCUAGACAGACAAACAUCAACGGACAGUAAUCGGCGUGACAAAGUCAAACACCAUUCAAACGACGAAGAAGACUACAUGAAUUUGCGUUUGGGCACCCCACAAAGCAUGGCUGGCGAUAAGACUGUUGAAAACCGCACGUAUGGGACUACACCCUUAGCACAAAAGUCUAUCGAUACAGAGUUGGAAGACGGGGGUAUCAGCAUAACGAUAGCACACACGUCUGCAAAGAUCCCUUUUGCAGCGCGGUAUGGAAAAAGCGUACCUAUACAAGAGGAAGAAGAUGAUUAUUUAAAAAUGGAUGCACCAAGAAAACCAGAUGAGAAGAAAGGCGACGAACAAACAUCUAUGGACAGUAAUCGGUGUAACAAAGUCAAAGACCAUGCAAACGACGAAGAAGACUACAUGAAUUUGCGUUUGGGCACCCCACAAAGCAUGGCUGGCGAUAUGACUGUUGAAAAUCGCACGUAUGGGACCACACACGUAGCACAAAAGUCGAUCGAUACAAAGUUUGAACAAGGGCGUAUCAACUUAACGAUAGCACAAAUGUCUACAAAGACAACUUUUGCAGCGCGUUAUGGGAAACGCGUUCUUAUACAAGAGGAAGAAGAUGAUAAUUUAAAAAUGGAUGCACCAAGAAAACCAGCUAAACAUAUGUAUGAAAACACUCAGCUAACGCCGGUUUAA